GCUGUGGGAAGGUACAAAUCAACCUCACCUACUUGGCUGGGCCGGAUAACAUGGUCGUUAUAUGACCAUGUAGUCCAUUCUGGACCACGCCAGCGGCUGGACCAUCAGUAAACACAGGGCUGCAUAUCGAAUAUCUCAUCGUACUUUCUUACACGCUCAACCGACCUGCUACGCACGCUGCGUCUCAACCAGCACCGGAAUAAGUACUUAGGUAUCGAUCAUACAAGAUGGCCUCAGAAAACGAGGACUGGCUCAUAUGCACGGCCUGCGGGACCCAAUAUCCCACUGCAGACCGCCAGCAACAGACACGCUGCUUCAUAUGCGACGACCCCAGGCAGUUCACCCCACCCUCAGGCCAGAGCUUCACAACCCUCGGCAGUGUCGUGUCCUCCCUCGCCGGCUACAAGAACGUCUUCCACCGCUACGACAAGGACGACCGCCUGACCUUCAUCUACACCGCGCCAAAGUUCGCCAUCGGCCAGCGCGCCAUCCUCAUCAGGACCCCCGCCGGCAACAUCCUCUGGGACUGCAUCACACUCCUGGACCACGCCACCGUCCAGGAGAUCAACAGGCUGGGCGGGCUCAAGGCCAUUGUCAUCUCCCACCCGCACUACUACACCAACCACCUGCAGUGGGCCAGGGCGUUCGGCUGUCCCGUGUAUCUCGCCGCCGAGGACAAGCAGUGGCUGGCCCAGACGGACCCUGAGCGCCAGGUGUUCUUGGAGGCUGGCACGACGGAGCAGCAGGUCGCGGUGGACGGUCGGGACUCGGGGGCCACCAUCCUCAAGCUGGGCGGCCACUUCCCCGGCAGCCUGGUGCUGCUGUUCGACGGCCGCCUCUUUGUCGCCGACACACUCCUGACAACGCCCGCUGGCUUGGGAAGCUGGGAGGCUGAUGCGGUGGGCAACAAGCGGGAGGGCCACCUUGGCCGUCCCCAGGGUGCAAACUCGUUCGCCUUCAUGUGGAGCAUACCCAACAUGAUCCCCCUGUCGCCCGAGGAGAUCUGGGGCAUGUGGAACGUGCUGGGACAGCAUGAGUUCCGCAGCACGCAUGGGGCGUUCAUGGGGCAGGACAUCGAGGACGAAAAGAUCAAGGCGAGGGUGCUGUGGUCUGCCAAGAUUCAGGUUUCCAGGAUGGGCUGGAAGGGUCACGGCUUUUUGUUAGUAUCUGAGUAGCUAGCAGAUACUCUCUACUAAAGAUGUUGGUGAGAUCCAG
This is a messenger RNA of Diaporthe batatas, 1215 nucleotides long. RefSeq lists its product as uncharacterized. Lineage: Eukaryota; Fungi; Ascomycota; Sordariomycetes; Diaporthales; Diaporthaceae. Bases 228 to 1175 code for a protein of 315 amino acids. The transcript is spliced from 2 exons. The record is from RefSeq and is a predicted model, not a curated record.